Molecule: messenger RNA, 1668 nt
Organism: Drosophila willistoni
Lineage: Eukaryota; Metazoa; Arthropoda; Insecta; Diptera; Drosophilidae
Product: pre-mRNA polyadenylation factor FIP1
Exons: 2
Coding region: 74-1600 (508 amino acids)
Cellular component (GO): mRNA cleavage and polyadenylation specificity factor complex
Molecular function (GO): RNA binding
Source: RefSeq, a predicted model, not a curated record
ACAGUAGUUACUCAUUAGUCUGUCAAACUCAUUAGUACUCAAACACAGUCAAAAAAUAAAUUGAGACGAAAAAAUGGCCGAAGGAAAGAAAAACGAAAAUGAAGAAAGCUGGCUUUAUGGUGGGGAUAAACCAAAAGAAACAUCGGAAUUGGACAAAGCAAAGCAUGUUGUUUGUUCCCCAAAGAAGAAGCAACCAGAAAGCGAGUUAACUGAAUUCGAUGAUCCGGCCAAGGAAAUGGAGGAAGAUGAGGAGGCUUUAAUGAUAAACAGUGAAUCCGACAUGCCACCGUUGCAUGGUAAUGGUAACGUCUCGGAGGGGGACGAGGACUCAGAAGAUGAUGUCAAUAUAGUCAUAGGUCACAUUAAUCCUACAUCAAAUGUUCGCCAGCUAACGAAUCUCCUGACCUGCUCGAGUGUAACUGAUAAGGCCAAACCAUCAGCUCUGACAGGUCAAUUUAGCGUGACGGAUUUUCAAGGAAUCGGUGAAACCAUAAAUGAUAUACCAGCGCAUGAGUUUAGCAUUGAUUCUCUUGAGGAGAAACCUUGGCGGAAACCGGGAUCAGAUAUCACAGAUUAUUUUAAUUACGGAUUUAAUGAAAUGACCUGGCGAGCAUACUGCGAACGACAAAAGCAUAUGCGUAUAACUGAAAGCGGGGCGGGAAUGAUCAGCCUCACACAGAACCCCUAUAACAAUGUGGGUUUGGUAGGUGUCAAAAUGGAAGAUACCACAAUGCAAAUGCCACCAGGCACCAUAAUGCAGCCUCCUCACCUAGCAAUGGGAAUGGGAAUGCGAUCUUGCCGUCCAAUUACGGCCUGCAAAGAACAGGUCAUCAAGGUUUUAACGGCAGAAAAUCGGCAUUAUCCACGUAUGAAUCUAAAUUUUCCACCCCCACCUCCUGGAGUAACAGAUGAUUCGUACCUUCGUGAGCAGGAUUCCUUCGAUUAUGGCUAUGCCGAACAGCACAAUUGGAUGCCUACUAGCAUAAAAGAACUAACCCCAUCGAAUGAGCUGCAGAUGCUACCAGAGUCCCUAGAUAAUUCGUUUCCAACUCCGUCGAAUAUGUCGAUUCCACAUCAGAUGAUGAUGCCUCCGCAAGAUGAAGACCACAAACCAAUGAGCGAACCAUCACCACAUCCAAGAGUCCCAUUUUCCACAAACGACACCAAUUCAUAUAGAACAUUCUCAUCAUUACCUUCCAUUUUGACGGUAUCCAAGGAUGUCGGAGAUGAAAAUAAGCGUGAAAGCAGGCGGUCUGUUAAGUACAAUGAGCCCAAAAGAGACAGUUCUUCUUUUCAGUUACGAAAAGACUUUAUGGACAUGCUUAGCGAACGUCAAGAUAUAAACAAUAAUACUCGAUGGUAUGAUAUUAAAAAGAAACUGAGACAUGAUCCACGCUAUCGUGCUUUGGACUCUGUCUAUCGUGAGGAAUACUUUUGUGACUAUUUGCACAUUAUCAUCAGAGAAGGGAAGCGUAAACGAGAGCACAAAGAAUGCCACCGCAGAGAUUCAUCAACGUCCUCGUCGAAGAGACAAGAGACCCGCCCUUGGUCUAGGGAAAAAAUUAGUUACAGCAUUGCGAGAUCACGAAGAAAUAUCUAACAAAUAAUUCAGGACGUGUAAUUCAGAAUCCUAAGAAGUAAAUAAAAAACCUAAGCUGGUGAAAAUGA